GUGUGUAUUUUGUUUUAUUUUAUCUGCCCCUUCCGCUGACUCGAUCGACACUUGUCAUCAGUUCACCACUUCCUCUUCCCCAGGAAAUAAGGCGCCACUCCUAGCCACACCGCAGAGGUGACCCUCAACGCACCACUCAAACGUCAAGUUUUGCCCUCCAUCCGCAAACAAGAUGCCAGCGCCAACACAUCAACUUGACGACGACGACAACCUCGAAAUGCCACCAACCAAGUCUGCCAAGGCCACUCAUGAGACCGAAGUAUCCCUCAAAGAUCUCUUCAAGGUCCAGAUCAUUCUUCACCCAGUUGCACCGCUCGAAGGACUGUGGCAAGGCGAAUGGGAUCAGGACAACCAAGUAACCGUUGACCAAGUUACGCAAUUCGACGACGCAUUCGAGCCAUUUCCUUGGCUUGAGCGGAUCAACGGGCUGGUGCUCGCAAAGGAGGCUUGCCACGCCAAUAUGUGGAGUCCCAACUCUGGCUCUUGUUUGUCCAAGCUGAUCCGAAGAGAUUCGAUCCAACAUGAAUUCUACAGCAGAAUUCAAGAGCCCACUGUGGAUACGGCAAUGAUGGGCCUUGAAUUGUUUGAUCAACAUGGCCGACUGAUCCCGGAUUUCAGCAAGGGUGGCUCCAGAGAAGGUUCCGGGAUUUGGAACCGCGAAGUCGACACUGGUGACAUCCUUCUCAUCGACGAGUUCCACAUCAAGGACAAUCACAACGGAUUUGUGCUUGGAAACAUCCUCUUUGACGCCAUCAUCGGCAAGACACGAUCACGGAGCCGGAAGUUCCUUGUCAUCGCCACGCCCACGGCGUUUGCCCGGGAGAGAGCCUCCGGUUCCCUCGAGUAGGACAAGGGUAUCGCCAUCCGCUUCUGGCGAUCCGUCGGGUUCCGGAGAAUCGGUUCCUCGGCUUGGUUUGCACUCGCUAGCGAGCCCAAACACGAUUGUCACCUCCUGGCUGCCGCGGAUGAUUACGAUCCACCUGCUCCACGAAUCCCGCUCUGCCCUCCCGG
Ilyonectria robusta is the source of this 1011-nucleotide messenger RNA. RefSeq lists its product as uncharacterized. NCBI's taxonomy places the organism in Eukaryota, Fungi, Ascomycota, Sordariomycetes, Hypocreales, Nectriaceae. The record is from RefSeq and is a predicted model, not a curated record. The coding region runs from base 173 to 847 and encodes 224 amino acids. The transcript is spliced from 2 exons.